AUUCGCCUGGUUUAGGUUAUUGUGAUAAUCGUACCGAAAUCGUAACAUCGUAGAAAUGUUAGUAAAUUUUAUACGCAAAUUUUCAUCCAUACCAGGGAAUGUUGCACUUAAAAAUGCAUUGGGAGGUAAAAGUUUGGUGUCUAAAGUUGCAAUAACUAAUGAUGGUGCGGUUGCAGUGGCUUGGCAUCCAGAUUUGGAGUUUCCCUAUGAAUUGACGAAACCUUUACCAAAUGCAGCAACCAUUCAAAAUGAAGCAUUGGUGAAAGAAAAUUCAUUAAGAACAGCUAUGAGUGCGUUCAAAAACAAAAAGCCGGAAAUAGCUCGACAGGAGAUUAUGCAACUAACUCAUACUACCAAGCAUCGCUGGUUUCCAAGAUCACGCGAUAAGCGCGCUAAAAAUACCCCAAUGGAUAGACCGUACUUGUAAAAUAACUUCAAUAGCAUACUAAAUUUUAAUUGUUAAUCUUUAAUGUUAAAAUAAAUGGUAUACAAUUUUAAUCGA
This is a messenger RNA of Ceratitis capitata (Mediterranean fruit fly), 502 nucleotides long. RefSeq names its product 39S ribosomal protein L42, mitochondrial (gene mRpL42). Gene Ontology annotation, cellular component: mitochondrial large ribosomal subunit. The transcript has a single exon. Lineage: Eukaryota; Metazoa; Arthropoda; Insecta; Diptera; Tephritidae. The record is from RefSeq and is a predicted model, not a curated record. The coding region runs from base 56 to 427 and encodes 123 amino acids.